This is a messenger RNA of Ruditapes philippinarum (Manila clam), 1102 nucleotides long. RefSeq lists its product as uncharacterized. The record is from RefSeq and is a predicted model, not a curated record. Lineage: Eukaryota; Metazoa; Mollusca; Bivalvia; Venerida; Veneridae.
UUUUGUUUUUGAAAUAACAAUAAGCUUUUUCUUUAUUAGGUUAUUGCUCAUGCAUACAAGUUAACAAUAACAAAUAAUCGGCUAUAAGCAUCUACAAAAAUCUAACCCUAUUUUAUAAGGUGUAUUACUUUCACACCUUAUAAAAUGUAAAAAAGGAACUUCUUCCAUUUGCAUAAGGUAAUGUUCCAAUGUAAAUAAUAAUGGAUUCAAUUUAAUCAGUUUAGCCUCGUUUCAUUUCCCAAGGACAAAAAUCAGUAUUAAAUUGACAUUGUACUUCAUCUAGUCUCUUUUUAAUUUUCCUAGUUCAACAGAGCCAAGUGAAUUCCAGAUUUUUUCAUGCGAUGUUUAUCAGUAUGAACAUACCAGCCGCGUUUUAUAUUGCGCUCGUAUUUUGUGCAUUUUUUAUUAUAAAUCUUUUCUAGCUUUUUAGCGUUUAUAAAAAAGUAACAUUGAACGGCACUGGUCAAUGAACUUUCCUUGCUAAGAGUAUCAUUUACUGUUACAGAUUUUAAUUUUGGAACAGACAAAUACUGUGGAUUUAACUAUCUCAAUAGCACAAUAUAUGAAAACAAAGCACCAUCGUUUUAUGGCGAUUGUAACGCAAACAGAAAUUAUUUUUGUAUGAAUAAAACAGACUUCACAGUGGACUUAGCUGUGUACAACAAUAGUCGAGAAAAAAUUAAAUGUGACUAUAACAUUUCAUUAACUGACUUGCAAAGCAUGAAGUCAGCAAUUAAGCCAGGAUACUAUUGGAAUACGGGGAAAUUGUAUGGAACAGCUGAAAUAGAUAGUACAGGGGAGAAUAACACCAACAUUCAAAGUAUAUUAUGUGGAGCCUAUAGAAGUUCAAUUGGAAUGUAUUAUGCAAACUGUAAAGAAGAACGCUUUUCGUUAUGUUCAAGCAAUGAUGAGAACGGACUAAUUAAUAACUUUUGUUUUGAUGAAAUCAACACAUCAAUAGCACGGACGACAGUUCGCCAAAAAACAACUACAGACAAAACUGAUAUAUCAACCAAACAUCCAAUGACAGGAAUGACAACUUUAGCCGAUAAUAAAACAAAAGAAAAGACAAGACAUACAAAAGAGGACGAGCAAAGUUCAG